AUGUCACCCCUAGAGGACACCAUUCAUCACCUGCAUUCUGGCGACCCAGGACCGAUGCCCGAGAAAUCCGAGAAAGCGCCAUACCAGCACUCAGACCUAUCUUCCGAACAUGCCACGGAUAUUCAUCACGGUACUAUUUUGGGCAAUGAGGUCCACGCUGGACUGCAACGUAGACUCGGCAAUCGUCAAAUCCAGCUUGUCGCCAUUGGUGGAUCCAUUGGAACUGCCAUAUUCGUGACCAUCGGAGACGCACUCCGUAAAUCAGGUCCCGGUGGGCUGCUGCUAGCAUUUCUGAUCUACAAUGCCAUGCUAGCUAUGGUCAACAACUCUAUGGCGGAAAUGUCGACAUACAUGCCCGUGAGUGGUGGCUUCAUCUACAUGGCCGGCAAAUGGGUCGACGAUGCCCUAGGCUUCAUGGUCGGCUGGAACUUUUUCCUUUAUGAAGCCAUCAUGAUCCCCUUCGAAAUUACAGCGAUCAAUAUGGUGCUGUCCUUUUGGCGUAACGAUAUCCCCCCUGCGGCUGUCUGCGUUGCUUGUAUUGUAAUAUACGCUUGUCUGAAUGCCCUGGCUGUCAAAGGCUAUGGCGAAGCCGAGUUCUGGCUUUCCGGUGGGAAAGUCAUCCUGAUAUUCAUCCUGUUCGCCUUUACUUUUGUCACAAUGGUAGGGGGUAACCCACAGCACGAUGUCUUUGGGUUCCGUCAUUGGCGCCAUCCUGGCCCGUUCGCAGAGUAUCUCCACACGAACGACCUUGGGCGAUUCGAAGGUUUCUUAGCCGCACUAUGGGCGGCCUCGUACACUUGUGUCGGCCCGGAGUACAUCUCAAUGGUAGCUGCCGAAGCAAAGCAUCCUCGUAUCUACAUCAAAAAUGCGUUCAAGACUGCUUACUGGCGUUUCGGAGUCUUCUUCGUGGGAAGCGCUCUUUGCUGCGGUAUUCUAGUCGCCUAUAAUGAUCCCACUUUGGUCGCAGUGUACUCCGGUGAGUCUGAGGGUGCAGGAACUGCUGCUGCGUCGCCCUCGUCGCAGGUCUUGACCUGGCUCAUGAAUCUGUUGACGGCAGCCGCCAUUAUCGAUUAUAUUGUCAUGUGUGUCACAUAUAUUUGGUUCUAUCGAGCAUGCAAAGUUCAGGGUUUCGACCGUUCCAAGCUUCCUUACAAGGGCUGGUUUCAGCCUUGGUGCGCCAUUAUCGGCCUUCUGUGGAUGACGAUGAUUGUAACCUGUUAUGGGUACACAAGCUUCACCCCUUGGAAUGUGACGACCUUUUUCACGCAUUAUACGAUGCUUCUAUUUGGAAUCAUCACAUUUGCCGGGUGGAAAUUGUUCAAACGCACUCGGCUAUUGCGCCCGGAUGAACUGGAUCUUACCUUAGAUGCCCCUGAUAUCACUGCAUAUGAAGAGGCUGCCAAAAUCAACGAUCCCCCUAUAGGGUUCUGGGCUGAGCUCAUCCAACCUUUCAGGCCGAAGUGGAAAACGACUCAAGAGCAGUCAGAUCGUACGGUUUGACGCGCUGGCUCGCCUGCAGCUAUAUAGGUGAUGGUAAUGGGACAUAACGCAUGAUAUGGGAGGGACUGUACUGAUGCUGUAGUGCAUGCACUGUUUUUGUACAUACAAUUGGACAUUCUGUGAAUGUGCCUGUCGGGAAAGGACGUAUGUAUCUGUUGUACCCCCAGGCCUUGAACGUUGUAUGCAGCAAUGAAUGAGAGGCAUUGAG
Aspergillus pseudonomiae is the source of this 1708-nucleotide messenger RNA. RefSeq names its product amino acid permease-domain-containing protein. The transcript is spliced from 3 exons. Lineage: Eukaryota; Fungi; Ascomycota; Eurotiomycetes; Eurotiales; Aspergillaceae. Gene Ontology annotation, molecular function: amino acid transmembrane transporter activity. The record is from RefSeq and is a predicted model, not a curated record. Bases 1 to 1500 code for a protein of 499 amino acids. Gene Ontology annotation, biological process: amino acid transmembrane transport. Gene Ontology annotation, cellular component: membrane.